Plasmopara halstedii is the source of this 306-nucleotide messenger RNA. RefSeq lists its product as uncharacterized. The transcript has a single exon. Bases 1 to 306 code for a protein of 101 amino acids. The record is from RefSeq and is a predicted model, not a curated record. Lineage: Eukaryota; Oomycota; Peronosporomycetes; Peronosporales; Peronosporaceae.
AUGACGUCAUGGAAAUACGCCUGGAACGCAAUCAAGAAUUGGAUUCAUCGAUUGGAGCAGGCUCUGACAGCUCUUCCGUCUAUUGCGGCUGUUUUCGCUGAUAAUGCAGAGCCUCCUACCAAGCGAUAUCGCUCUGUUUCGGACGAUACGGAUUAUUCUCGUGAUUUUGAGGACGAUGCGGAGGCGAUGACACAAAGGAGUUUAACCUUUGACCCUUGUGCCGAAGCAGUGGCUCAAAAGCCACCUUCGUAUGUCCUUGUGUUACAUUCAGGUUGGAGAUCGCGUCGUCGCGAUGAUAUGGCUUGA